This is a messenger RNA of Micropterus salmoides (largemouth bass), 7006 nucleotides long. RefSeq names its product early endosome antigen 1-like. NCBI's taxonomy places the organism in Eukaryota, Metazoa, Chordata, Actinopteri, Centrarchiformes, Centrarchidae. Gene Ontology annotation, molecular function: protein binding. The record is from RefSeq and is a predicted model, not a curated record.
AUGGUAACACACUUAAUGGGAACUGACCAGGACCUGAACUUCGAUCUGCGGGUUCUGUGUAACAGAGUGAAGGUCCUGGAGCAGAAAGUUUCAACCCUCAUGCAACACUCCCAGAGGCUGGACCAGAGACUCCACAUGCUCAGGGAGGAGGUCAGGAACAUGACCCAGGAGAAGGAGCGAGGGGAGAGGGUAUGGAGGGAUCGACUGCAGCGCUGUCAGAGGCAGCUGAAGGCCAAAGAGGAGGAGAUGAGUCGCCAGUCCCUGUACUUCGAGAACUUUAAAACCCAACUCCAGCAAAAGCUUAGCCUGGCCCAGGACAGAGAGCAGGGCCUACAGAACCGGAUUUACACUUUAGAAAAGCAGUUACUGGACAUGACCGUGAGUGCUGCCACUGGCGUGGCAACGAUCAGUGCAGUCAGAUUCACUGCCGGGACUGUGACACAACAGGAAGAACAAGAGAGGCUACUUUCCAUGAGAGGAGAGGGCGAAGGAGAAGAGGAGAGAAAGGAGGAGAGGAGGAGGCAAUGGCAGCCAAGUGUGGGAGUUGAGAGAGAAGGAGGGCGAGAGGGUGAUGAGGAAAAGAAAGAGACACAAGGGGGAAGAGUUAAACUGAAAGACACAAAACAGAACUCAAAUGAAGCCAGGUUGCAAGGCUUCAUCCUGAGCCUGCAGGAGGAUCUCAGGGUGCUGCUGGAGAGAGAGGAGGAUGGGAUGACAGAGCGGAGGAGACUGAUGGAGCAGCUCCAGGAGGCCCAGGAGAACAGCCACUUCCUGGGCUGCAAGGUGGAGGAAAUGAAGGCAGAGGCGCACCAGCUGAAGGUGUCUGAAAGCUCCUUGAUGGAGGAGAUUGAUGAGCUGAGAGGUGCGAACCACAGACUCCGGCAGAUCAUUGGGGAUGCAGAUAACCAAACACCCAGACAGUCAUCCAGAGUCCCUGAGUCCACGUGCACAGGUCCUGGGACCAGCUUGCCCAGCUGCAGUCCUGCUCUGCCCUCCAACAAUCUCUCACAUACUACAACCAUUGGACAUUUCUCAAUGGGGAGCUCUGGAGAGGUCCAUCACACCUCAAAUGAGGAAACAGGCCAGCCUCACUCAUCUCCAGUUCUACCUGUUCACCACCAGGCUGCAGCAGAGCACCAGACUAAUACAGAGGAACACUCCUCUGCCAAAACAGAAACUCCACCUAAAAAUGAUCCUCUGAACCUCUUUUGCCACCUUGGCUCCAAAACCAACCCCAGCCUCCAGUCCCUUUCAUUGACUGCAGAGACACUAGAGGAGUUUAAACUGGGGACCUGGUGCUCUAGUGAGAUCCUAAACCUGGAGGAAAGCCCCAGUGAGGAAUCUGAUGCCCUGAAGGAAGCCUACAGGAGCUUGGGGUUGGGGGAGGAUCUUGAAGCACUUCAACAACAAUGUAACCGCCUGGAAGUCACCCUGCAGCACACGCAGGAGCAGCUGCAGAUGAUGGCUCAAGAAAAUACUCGACUGAAAUUACAGCUCAGGAAAGAGGCAGAGGAAGAACAAGCUGAGGCACAGCAGGGGUCUUCAAGAGAAAAGAUUAGCACACUACCUGCCAGUGAUGGGGAGGAUGAUCUUGUCAAGGCCCUGAAUCAGGAGAACCGGGCUUUAGCAGACCGGAUCCGGCAGCUUCUGGGUCACAUUGAGGUCAGAGAAGAGGAAAUCAAGAGGGGGGAAACACAGCUACGGCAGCAUAUCACCAUCGUAGAGGCGGACAGAGUCAGGCUGGAGCAGGAGAACCAGGAACAAGGGUGUUUGAUCACAGAACUCAACCAGAAGACUGAGGAUGAUCUCAAUACCAUCAUGGAGCUGCAGCAAAGGUUAGAGGAGAGCCAACAGCAUAUGGAGGAAUCACACUUUGACAAGGAACCGUGUGGAUCUCAAUUGCAAGGUGAAUAUACAGCUGCAAUAUCAGGAAGUUUUCAACACAACAACCUUGAAGAAUGUGUGGACAUUUUGGUGGAAAGGGUGUUAAACGGGGAAGAACCACAGCUGAUGUCCAGUCAACAACCAGACAAUUUGACUACAGCUUCAGCACCUGGUUCUCAACAUAAUAAUUGCUAUGAUCCCUUGCAGAACGGAAUGCAAAGCAGUCAGCAUGUUAGUUCGCUGACUGAUCAAGUGCACCUGCUGACCAAGUCAGUCCAGAGCCUUAAAACAGAACAAGAGGAACUGUCUGGUGACAUAAAUUCUCUCAGAGAGCAGCAGAGAGAGGUGGCAAUGUCAGUCCAAACACAGACAGAAGUGAAGCAGCAGUUAACUCGGACAGUUUGGGCAUUGAAAGAGGAGAGAGACAGCAUCUCUCAAUCUCUGGCUGGUCUCAAACAGGAGAGAGAGCAGCUUACCAGGACAGUCUAUGGGCUGAAAGAUGAGAGUAACCAGUUUAUAAGGUCUACAAGUGGCCUGAAAGAGGAGAAAGAGCAUCUAACUGAGGCUUUAUCUGCUCUCGAAAGAGAAAAAGAGAAACUGUUAGAAUUUCUCUCAAGGGGAAAAGCGGAAAGAGAUCAAACCAUGCAGUCAGUACAACGUUUACAGUCAGAGAGUGACCAGUUAAGCCAGGCAGUGCUCUAUUUGAAACAGGAGAGAGACGAAUUAACCAAUUCCCUUAAGUGUCUGAAGGAACAGAGAGAUAAGGAGCAAUCAUCUUCCACUUUGCAAGAAGACCAAGGCGAGUUAAAAAAAUCAGUAAGCAGUUUGCAAGAAGAAAAAGAAAGAAUUGAAAGUUCAAUCGGUUGUUUGAAAACAGAAGAAAAGCAUAUAAAGCUAUUACUUCAGGGCCUAAGAGAGGAAAGCCUCCAAGCUGCUCUGCCCAGCCAAACACAAACAGAAGGGAGGGAUCAGAAGCAGCAUCUGCUGAAUCCAAACACUGCUGUUACGACGAAGAAGACUAAGACUUCUGUUGGGACAGACGAAUAUGCUACACAAAGAUGUCAGACGGAUGACCACAGCGGGACCUCUCUACUUAUGCAACAUGUUUUUGAUGGAAAACAGGUGCAAAGUGAUCUGAUGAGGGAGACUGAAGCUUUGGGAGCAGAACUAAAGAGGUCGCGACACGAACUGGAGAAGAGCCAUGUAGAUACCAAUAUGUUGCACAGUGAAUUGCAUCAAGCGGAAGUCAGGAGGGAGGAAGCAGAGAGAAAGGCCGCAGCUGACGAGGUGAUGAGGCUGACAGAUGUAGCCAAUCAGAUGGAGGAAACCAGAAAGGAAAACGACAGCCUCAUAACCCAGGUGAAGCAGCUACGGAGCGAACUGACAGGACUGGUCAGGGAGAAGACUGAUGCUCUGUCACUGAAGGCACAAAUAGAGGAGCAAUAUAACAUCCUUACAGCUCAGCUCAAAGCCAAGACGGUGGCUCUAGAGGAGCUAAACUCAGAGUACAUCGCUCUUAAACGAGGUCAGGGCAGCAAGGAGGAUCCGGGCACUGUUCUCGUUUCACUCAGGACACGUUACAAUGACAUCAGAGUGAAGUAUGAUGCACUCCUGAAAAAGAAGAGCCAGAAUGAUCUGGAAAUAGCUCCUUUAAAGGCCAAGCUGUCUUGCCUGGUAGUGAAGUGUCAGGAGAGGAACAGCUUGUUGUUUCAGAUGAUGAAGGCCAUGCACAGACGAGGUUGUGUGGACUCCACACUCACGCAGCAGGUUGAGCAGCUGCUCAGUGACGCGGCUCUGCAGGACUACGCUGCAGCAUUCACACCACGGAGCGUGAACGUAAAGACCCGGGAUUAUAGUACUUGGUUUACACCAGGAUUUUUUAAAUUUCAAGACUACACCAACGGGCUCACACCUGAUCAGACCUGCUCCACCAUACCCACAGUUGUAAAUCAGCAUUACCAAAAUGGACUCACAACUGAAUCCAGAGUAAAAUGUAGAGAAUUAAAAAGUGAAAAACACAGAUCUUCAGUCACCACUGAAUCAAUGACAAAACAUCAAGAUUGCAGUAGUGAAGUCACACUUGCAUCAACAGUAACACUAAAGGAAAAUGCCAACUCACCAGUGCAAGAGCAUGCCAGCGUCCAAGCGACACCAUCACCUGUUGUUCCUUCACCGAAAGCGAGCUUGAUCACUACGGCACAGCUCUCUCCCGCUGCCAGUGGAUCAGUUCAAGUAACCAGUGGACCCGAGAAUCUUGGAUUUCAUCAUCCAGACAUGAAAGGGAAGUCUUCCCUAGAUCUGGCCAGUUCGACUGGAUCCUCACGGAGUCCCACUCCUCCCUCCUCCAACACACGUGUGAGCCGGGGCAGGAGGCUGAGUAGCCCUGAGAAGAUCAUCAACCUACACGAGCAACUGCAGAAGACUUUAAUGAGCAGCUAUCAGGCUCCAGUGAGCAGAGGAAGAGGAUCUCAGCCCAGGGAAUGUCUCCCGUUUCCAGCUCAUACAGACCUGAGACCAGCCUCUCAGACAAAGACGCAGAGCCUCACUUUCAGUAUAUCACAUACCAACUCUCUCCUAGUCACCACUCCUUCGAGCCCAGCUAAGCACACUCCAGCCGUGACAGCCACACAUGUUGCCACUAAUAAGUCAACAACACUAUUUGAUACAGUCUCCUCAAGAUCUGCUAGUGUUACAUUCGGUACCAACAUGUUUACUGACUUUAAAGCAGACAGAUCUAAAACCACAACGUCUGCACUUUCUAGCUCUUAUAACUUUCCAUUUGCCACUAUGGCACCUAGCAAAUCCACCUCAAGCAGUGCCACUAAUGGAGCAAUAUCCCCAAAACAGACCAUGAAAAUCACUGCUAUUCCUGACCUGUCUGAUGCAAAACAUACAGCUUCUACUCCUUUAACCUUCGACUCUGAUGUCUUCAUAAGUUCUGACACCAAUCCAAAAACCACUGCCUCAGACACAACUGCCCGUAGCAUAUCAACUGCCCCCAAGGCUAAUCAUUUUAACAGGCCUUCUAAAACGGAUGGUGCUUCCCCUACAUAUGAUAGGCUUGUAUCUGCUGCAUCCUGCGCUCAUUCUGCCCAUCGCUCUCCUGAGAGAUCCAACAAGUCUGCCAGAAAGUCUGUAACUGCUCUUGAAAAAACAAAGUCAGCAAGACCAGAAGCUCCAGCUGAGGUUCGCUCUGUUGAGGUCAUCAAAACAGUUGGGCAGAGCAGCCUCAUGAUUGGCUGGGAGAGGCCACCACUUGAUGAGCUGGGCUGCAGUAACGGCACAUUUGUGUACGGAUACAGGGUGUUUGUAGAUGGGGAUUUUCACAAGUCUGUCAUGAGCUCAGCGUGCACCAAGUGUAUUCUGGAGAAUGUUGACCUGAGCGUCCCAGUCCACAUCAGUGUCCAAACGCUUGGCUCUAAUGGUCUCGGUUCAAACAGUGUCCACACCAUGUAUGGGACUGACCACCACUGACUCAGUGUCCUGAAUACAACAAACAUAAUGGUCCAGAGUCCACGAGUAAGUAUAGUAAUAUUGAAUAAGACACCCCUCUAUCCUAGAUUUUACUGCAUCUGAUUUAUAAGUGUUUUACUAUCUUGUCAGUGUCUUUGUAGGAUUACAGAAACUCCUUGGUGAAAACCUUAACUGCCAGUGGCCAAGGUUUGAAUGGUCAGUUGUGUGCAUCGCUGUGUCCUUGUGUUUGUAUAUCAGUCUACACAAAGUAUGGUCGAAUGUUUUCAUUUUGUCAUGCAUGUUUUGCUUUAUGUAUGUGAAACAGCAGUAAAACAACUUCCAGAUAAAUAUAAAAUUAAAGUGAAAUCGAAUCUAAUGUAAUUGAUAUUUUAAAAAGUGCUUAAAGAUACUAACACUUGUGUGACAAUUUUCACAAAUUUUUCCCUUCGUCCUGUGUGUCCUGUGUGUGUGUGUGCGUGUCUGUCCUUCAGCCAACUAUAGCUGCAGUCCUCUGAGGGGCCGUCCUAACCUCCACCUCAGCAAACAGCGAGGGAGACGCCGUCACACUGCCUCAGGCUCAGGUCAACCAAUCACAAAAAAUCGUCUCACGUUGUCUUUACCAGCCUAUGAACAUGCAGUGACCUAUGGCCGGCCGCUAAACCUCAAAAUGAUUAACUUAAGAUGUCAAACAAAAUACAGUGUAAGAUUCCUGCCUCUGUGCUGAGAAUUAAUUUGCAUGUCAGAGCAGAUCCUUGUUGGAAGAACUUCCUGUGUCAGAGUCCCUCCUACUGGAUUCACCAUCCUGGAAUGGAUAGGACGUUGUGUUUGCCAGGUAAAAAGGCCGGAGCGGCUGCCAAUCAAACAGAUCCUGACAAACUGAUAAAAACACUACAAACACUACACUACAAACUAUAUGAAGCCAAGAUCAAUCACAUUGUCAUAAGCUGCCUGUGAUGCCAACAUUCACUAACAUUGUUCAACCAAGACAGAAAAUGUUGGAGGGACGUCUGCAUCUUGCUGCACAUUUUAACACUGUGUUAAACAUUGAGAGAUCAUGUGGCAUAUUGCUUCAUCAGCCUCUCUGGACUCUGUGACACGAACCGUUGGUUAAAGGGACAUUCACUGUAUGAAAAGCCUUUUCAAGGCAACACUCACUGUAUAAUGUGCCGACCCAACCUUGUACCCGAAGCUCAUCUUACUUGAUUUUUACACACAAAGCCAAAUACGAGAAAAGACUCCAAAGACUUAUCAGUUUCCUUGUCCUCAUAGGUCUACGGGGUUUACUUCAAACAAAGAAGCCAGGAGAUUUCUGGAAUUUGCACACAUAUGAUAUCUAGAAGAUAAAAUUUAAAAAAGAGAUUAUCACUGAUAUUUUUUGUAGAGAAUAUUAUAAAAAUAUGCCAAUGUACCACCUACUGUCUUUUUGUAUGAGUGGCACUUUGUUUUUCAUGCCUAAUAGAUGUUAUGUUUGCACGCUCACAUUGUUUUUUUAUUUUAUACAAUUUCACAACACACUGUAUGAUGUUCUUUUGCUACUUAAUGUAUGUAUGGGUGUGGAGUGGUCAUGGUGCAGCAAACGUAUUUUUCUAUCAUUAAUUGAAAAUAUUGAUUCCCAAUUGAUUCCUUACGACUGUACAGAGAAUAAAUGUUUAUAUAAUAUUAACUGUCA